Molecule: messenger RNA, 1032 nt
Organism: Colletotrichum scovillei
Lineage: Eukaryota; Fungi; Ascomycota; Sordariomycetes; Glomerellales; Glomerellaceae
Product: 2Fe-2S iron-sulfur cluster binding domain-containing protein
Exons: 3
Coding region: 254-820 (188 amino acids)
Biological process (GO): P450-containing electron transport chain; positive regulation of oxidoreductase activity
Cellular component (GO): mitochondrion
Molecular function (GO): 2 iron, 2 sulfur cluster binding
Source: RefSeq, a predicted model, not a curated record
CUUUCCAACAACUUUUUGUCAUUGCUCGCGGGCACCCACCACCCACGAACCGAGCAAGCUAAACAAUUCAUCUGACUGCUGAACCCUGGUGUCGCUGUGUACUCCGUACAAUUGCCUCACGACUCUUCGUCUUUUCUUGUCCCCCUUCCACCGUGCUCCCGAACUCGAGGGUUGCUUCGAUCGAUUCCCUUGACACCGAGAAGGAAAAGCAAUCCCGGCUGUGAAGCCGAGAACGGACUCAUACCCAGCAACCAUGUCUUCGACCAGACUCAGCACAAGCCUCUGCAGGAUGGCUGCCAGCGCAUCCCGACAGGCCCGCCCAGUGCAACGCCAGACCCGAAGCAUCCACAACCAGAUCAUGUCCAAGAGGACGACACAGCUUCCCACGAGACAGCUUCAGUGGCCUUCAACGCGUGCAUUCUCGGCUUCGGCUGCCCAGGCGCAUGGUCAUAUCACCCCUCCGAAGGCCGGCGAAGAGUUGUGGGUAACAUUCGUUGACAAGGACGGAGACGAGUUCAAGAUCGCUGUAAGCGAAGGGGAUAACCUUCUUGACGUUGCGCAGGAUAACGACUUGGAGAUGGAGGGUGCUUGCGGAGGCUCUUGCGCUUGCUCAACAUGCCACGUCAUCGUUGCCGAAGAGGAAUACUACGAGAAGAUGCCCGAGCCCGAAGAUGACGAGAACGACAUGCUCGACCUGGCCUUUGGAUUGACCGAGACAAGUCGAUUGGGCUGCCAGAUAACCAUGACAAAGGAGCUAGACGGCCUCAAGAUUAAGCUGCCCUCGAUGACACGGAACCUUCAGGCCAGCGACUUCAAAUAAACAAUCACCCUCUUUCAGCAUUGCGGCGUUGGAAGCGGCAUACCACACAAUUAUUUAAUCAUCUGUACUAUAUCAUACAUACACCAUGUCAGAAAAGGAAAGGAUAAGAACGGUUAGCGGGGAGAAAAAGCUAGGGAGGUGUUCUUCAAUCAAGCGCGGCAUCACGGAUGGGAUACAUCGGCUCGGCUCGGCUUAUGCUAGAUAUUGGCGGG